CAGGUCCAGGAUUUGGGUCUUCAACAGUCCUACAGGGAUGACCGCGGAACUCACGACUUCAUCCGUCGCGUGAUGGCAUUGCCGUUCCUUCCUGAAGACGAGAUUGUACCACAGUUUGAGCGUUUGGAGUCGCAAGUAACCGAGGAGGGAAACCUUAGACAGUUCAUCCAGUACGUCCGAUCAACCUGGAUAGAAGGCAGCACCUGGGAGCCGUCGACCUGGACCGUCUUCCUACAGUCCGUACGAACGAACAACGACGUAGAGGGCUGGCAUCACGGACUUCACCGUCGCGCCUCCAGCAGAUCUCAGCUUCCUCUGUAUCUCCUGAUCGAUCUGCUUCAUCGAGAAGCCCGACUGACAUCCCUUCACAUCCGGCUGGUGUCUGAGAAAAAGCUGAAGCGGGUACAGCGAAGAAAGUACAGGAAACAGCAGGCCAAGAUAUUUAGCCUAUGGGAUGAAUAUUGGAGUGGGGACAAGAACGCCCGACAGCUUCUAAGAGCUUGUUCAUAUAUCAAUGGGCCAAGCUUCUGA
This is a messenger RNA of Pocillopora meandrina, 531 nucleotides long. The record is from the annotation of a GenBank genome assembly. Lineage: Eukaryota; Metazoa; Cnidaria; Anthozoa; Scleractinia; Pocilloporidae.